AGCAAAUUCUACUCAUCAAGCAAAAAACAUUCCACACUCAAGACUAAAUUCAAUACCAAAUUUUAUUAUUCGGCUGAGAUUUUUAAGAAGGUUUUUUGGGUGACUGCCGAAUUGCAUUGAGAACAGACCAAAAGCGAUCUGGGAUAGCCUAAAAAGCCAACGACAAAGUGUAAUGAACGAUCCGAAGGUCAACGGUGCGUAUACUUCAUUAGCGAUUAGCGAAGGGCGGCGAUGAAAAAAUGGGCAAGAAACGGAGCGAAAGGAGACCGCAAAUGACCCGUGGUAGGGGGCGGGGAAGGUGGAAGCCCCGUGGAGGUCCCGUGGCUAAUCGACUCGGCCAUAUGUUAGCGCGGAUUACGGGUCGCUAACUGGUUUAUGAUAUUUAUUGCCAUGCAUCCCCAUUUGCAAUUUGCAUGCCCCGCCCUUACAACGCCGCCCUCACCCCCUUCCCUUCAACAUUGAGUUUGUCCCGCAGGAAGCUUUUCAUUUCCGCCGCUGUCUGAAUUUUUAAAAUCUAUGGGUGUCCAAUGCAAAGCAGAAGGAAUUUCCAUUAAAAUCAUGCAAUAGGUGCAAAUUACAAGACAAAAAGGUGAGCGACCAGAGAGAAGCAAAAUGAAGAAAUUACGCAAAAAAGAAACGGAAGUGCAGCUAAAUAAAAUGCUGAAAGUGGUUGUGCACACAGGAAAUAGAAUUCUGCGGACGAUGUUGUAAUUGCUUAUAUUUAUUUUUGACAUUCAGAACUAUAGUGAAUCGUGGUUAAGACAAGAACACAAUUUAACAUUUAUUUGAAUUGGCGCCUUGCGGAGGCGCCAUCUAUAUGAAAAGCCUAAAAGUAUGCCAUGCACCCGAUAUCAAGGCGCCAGCUGGUGUCAUAAAGUGGAAACUAAAUUUUCUCAUAACUGCGCUACGAGUGUUUUCACACUAUGUCCUAACGCCUUUUGCCAGCAGCUGGAGUCAAAAGUGCAAAAAAAUCAAAGCGAGAAGAAAAUAUUAGAGAUUGCGUACAUAAAAGCUAAGUGAACUAAUGUUCUUCAGUGCGUGGAAAGCAACAAUUAAUAUAUCCGUUGUAGGUGUCACAAAAAAGUAGAGAACUGUAAAAAGCAUUGAUGCUCCAACCAGAAUAUGGCAAAUACCGAUGCAAGUGUGUUUAUGUGAAAAAGAAGGAGGGAUGAAGAAGGCGAGAAAAGUGUGAAAACGUGCGUAAAUGUUUCGGCGUUUUUGUUUUGAUUCUUAUCAGACUGCGAAGCAGACGCGCAAGCAUGCGGAGCGAUGAAAAUUCGAGUACAAAACAAAAUGGAAAGAAAUGCGCGCGCUCUUAUAAGAUUGCUCUCUCUCUCUCUCUCGCUCGUUCUCUCUCUUUGCCCAAUUGGAGCUUUCGUGUCGGUUUCGGUUUCGCUUUGCAUUUCAUUCGUGAGCGAGCGCUUGCUUCGAACGGACGUCUCUAAGAACGACCUCGCAUGCCACGCCCCCUUCGAAAGGCUUUUGGCAAAAAAACACGCGACUGCAUAUUAAUUGUAAUAUCAAGAGCAAAACACUGAUCAGAUAUUGAUGGGAUUCGAGAUCGAGUUGGAGAUUACUGCCCGCUGCAUUCCAAUCGGAAUAUUCCACCUCCAUUUCGUUCAUAAAUCGCGCGCGUUUUUCGUCGCGCCGAUCGUUAAAAAUUCAUUAAGGCUUGUUAAUCGCCGCCAAUAAUACAAAUAAUACAAAUAAUACCAAUAUAACAAGUAAUCGCAUUGAUUGCCCAUAAUUGAUACUCGCCGUGUGUGUGAGAGUGAGUGCCUGGUGCCUGGCGCCUAUGUGUGAGUGCGAUCGCAUCCGCCGGUAAAUGUCCGCGAAAAGGAGCACGGAUCUGGAUCUUCCGCAGACUUGAUGCUUGAUGCUUGAUGUCGACGUAGCUGAAGAUAUACCUCCGGUCCAGCAGCUGGACUCGAAAUGUCACGCCGCAAACAGUCCAACCCGAAGCCGUUGAAUAAAGGUGAUUGUUCCGAUACCACAGAAGAGAUGACCGUCGACAGCAGAGAUUCCAAAGAUCUGAGCGCUCAGGAAAUGGGCGAGCAGAAGCAGCAGCAAAUGGAGGACCACCUGGAGGAUCAGUUGGACAACUCCAGAGACCCCCAGAACAACAAUAACAACAUCGACGAAGACGACGAUGAAGAUGCUGACUUUGAGCAGCCAGAACAUGCCAAUCCCCAACAGGAUCAGGAUUUGGGGGAGACAGAGAUGGAGCAGGAUCAUGAUCUGCAGCAGGAGGAGCAGCAGGAACUGCCUGCAAACAGCCCAAGCACUCCGCCCAGGAGUCCCAGCUCUCCCCCGCUGAUUCCCAAGCUGGAACAGCCAGCCACGCCGCCCUCGGAGGCGGAAGCCUCUCCGUGCCCCUCACCUUCACCCUCACCCUCGCCCUCGCCAUGCCCCACGCCCAAGUAUCCCAAAGUGCGUUUGAAUGCGCUCCUGGCCUCAGACCCUGCCCUCAAGCCGGAUGCUAAGGAGCUGACUCUGCCGGACGCUCGACUCCUGGCUCCGCCGCCGCUCGUCAAGCCGGAGACACAGGCGCAGCCGGAUGUAGCGGAACCUCUGCUUAAACCAGCCAGAUUUAUGUGCCUGCCCUGUGGGAUUGCAUUCAGUUCGCCCUCAACUCUGGAGGCCCAUCAAGCCUACUAUUGCUCUCAUAGGAUUAAGGACGCGGACGAGGCUGGCAGUGAUAAGUCAGGGGCAGGAGGAUCGGCAGCCGCAGCUGGCGAGGCAGCGGGAUUAGCAGGAGGCUCCUCCGAGCCUCCAGCCAAAAUGGCCAGGACAGGAAAGCAGUAUGGCUGCACCCAGUGCUCCUACAGCGCGGAUAAGAAGGUGUCCCUAAACCGCCACAUGCGCAUGCACCAGACUUCGCCGGCAGCUCCCACACUGGCCAGUUUGCCCAGCCUCCUCCAGAACGGAAUAGCUCCUCCGGGAGUCACGCCCAAUCCGAUGGAGGAUAGCUCUAGUCAACAAACCGAUCGCUACUGCAGCCACUGUGAUAUCCGGUUCAACAACAUCAAGACCUAUCGAGCGCACAAGCAGCACUACUGCAGUUCGCGGCGGCCGGAGGGACAGCUCACGCCCAAACCAGCCGCAUCUCCGGGAGCAGGAUCCGGACCAGGUUCCACUGGGGGAUCUAUCGGAGUAGCUGCCCAGGUGGCUGCGCCCGGCAAGAUGAGUCCGCAGGCCAGGAACAAGACUCCGACUCCCGCGAUGGUGGCCGUCGCAGCUGCAGCGGCGGCUGCUGCUGCCUCCCUCCAGGCCACACCUCAUUCGCAUCCACCUUUCCUAGCACUGCCCACCCACCCGAUCAUUAUUGUGCCCUGCUCGCUGAUCCGGGCAGCCAGCUUCAUUCCAGGCCCACUGCCCACACCAAACUCGGGGAUCGUGAAUCCAGAAACCACCUGUUUUACCGUGGACAACGGAACGAUUAAGCCACUGGCCACUGCCCUAAUUGGCGCCUCCUUGGAGCCCGAACGUCCCUCAGCUCCAUCGUCUGCUGCCGAGGCCACAGAAGCCAAGAGCAGUCCUCCGGAGCCCAAGCGAAAAGAAGCAGGGCAAACUAGAGAAUCUGCGCCUCUAGAUCUUUCGCUGCGUCGAUCGCCCAUCACCCUGAACUCGCUGAGCCUGCGGCAGCGCCAGCUGCGCAAUGCCCUUUUGGAUGUGGAGGAAGUACUCCUUGCCGGCGCAGGAACUAGCAAGGAGAAUGCGGAGACUCCGAGAGGAGGAGGGAGUGUGACUCCCGAGCAGAUCGUUUGCGCUCCCUCCCUGCCGAGCAGUCCUUCGAUGAGCCCCUCUCCCAAAAGACGAGCCAUCAGUCCACGCAGUUCCGGGGCUGGUAGUGCCUCCUCCAUGUCACCACCUGGUCUCAAUGUCGCUGUUCCCCAUCUGCUGGACAUGCGCUCCAUGCUACCCGCGGACUUUGGACUCUCCGAGUCGCUGUUGGCCAAAACCAACCCAGAACUGGCUCUGAAACUGGCGGCGGCAGCGGCCGCAGCUGCUGUGGCGGGCAGUAGUGGAGCAGCAGCCUUUCCGCCCUCUCCUCUUCCUGCCCAAGCUAGUAGCGGGAAUCCUGGAAGUGGAGGAUCGGCAGGUGGCGCCCAGCAGCCCCAGAUCUAUGUGAAAAAGGGCGUGUCCAAGUGCAUGGAGUGCAAUAUUGUGUUCUGCAAGUAUGAGAACUACCUGGCACACAAGCAGCAUUAUUGCUCGGCCAGGAGCCAAGAGGGUGCUAGUGAAGUGGAUGUCAAGUCGGCCGUUUCACCAUCCGUCGUUGGAGCUGGAGGACUAGGAAGCGGAGGAGCAGAAGCUGCUUCGACUGUGGAAACCACUCCGGUGGCAUAUCAACAGUUGAUCUGCGCUGCCUGCGGAAUUAAGUACACUUCCCUGGACAACCUGCGCGCCCAUCAGAACUACUAUUGUCCCAAGGGAGGAGCAGCUGCUGCCCCCGCCGCGACGCCCACUGAUCCCGGCCAGCUGGCCAUGGCAAAGGAGAAGUGCGGAAAGUGCAAGACACUGCAUGAAAUUGGCCUGCCUUGUCCACCCCCCGUCGCCAAUCCCCUCGCAGCGCCACCAGCCAAUCCCCAACCCGCCUCCAAUAGUCUGAACAAGUGUCCCGUUUGCGGGGUGGUGAGUCCCACCGCGGCACUGGCCAAGAAACACAUGGAGAUGCACGGAACAGUAAAGGCCUACCGCUGCAGCAUCUGCCAGUACAAGGGGAACACUCUUCGCGGCAUGCGCACCCACAUUCGAACCCAUUUCGACAAGAAGACUAGCGACGUCAACGAGGAGCUCUACAUGACCUGCAUCUUUGAGGAGGAUGUGACCGCGCUGAGUCAGGAGCUGGUUCCUUCAACAGCGGCAUCUGCCACAAGUGUACACGAUUCCAUGGAUCAUCCCUCGCAGAUGUUCAACUGUGAUUACUGCAACUAUGUUUCCACCUACAAGGGCAAUGUGCUGCGCCACAUGAAGCUGAUGCAUCCCCAUGUGGCCAUCAACUCACCCUCCAUUUCCCCCGACACCAGAGACCAGGAUGUGACUUCCAACACCACUCCCAACCAACACUCGAAUUCCGAUGGAUCCAACGGAGAGGCAACCAGCUUCCACAUUAAAUCGGAGCCCCUGGAUCCACCCCCGACUGUGAAUCUGGUGCACGAGAACAACAACUCGCCGAUCGCCACGCCACAUAUUAAGGCUGAGCCAAUCGAGGUCGGAGCGGAUGCUGCGGCCGGCGGGCUGGUUCCGCCGAUGACUUCUCCGCUGGGAAACAGCAGCAGCAUGGCUGCCGCAGCAGCUGCCGCCGCCGAGGUGAUGAAGAAGUACUGCUCGACCUGUGACAUAUCAUUCAACUACGUGAAAACCUACCUGGCCCAUAAGCAGUUUUACUGCAAAAACAAGCCGAUUCGCCCAGAGGCCAGCGACAGCCCCAGUCCGAACCACCUGGGCGGAGGCGUUGCCGUGGGCCUGGGCAUUGGCGGCCUGGUCGGUGGACACGGCCAGCAGAAGAACAAGGAGAACCUGCAGGAGGCGGCCAUUUGAGAAAGCCAGCUGCGGUGGGAGGCGCAGCGCAAGCAGCUGGAGUGGUACUAUACAUGCUUCUAGGCAGCAGCACAACCCAAUUGACACUAAUCGAAUCCUAGCCUCCUUUAAAAUGUACACUAUCCAAACCGCAACCAACAAUCGACGACAGUAUUCCCGGAGAAUCUCCCGUCGCUGCCCUCCACUUCCAACGCCACUUGGGGACUGACUCCUUCGACUUACCGAUCGAUAGAAGUAGAUAUAUACACCGUACUCCCAUACAUAUACAGUACAUCUAAAGGAAUAACAUAUAGAUUACUUAGGAACAUAUAUUAGUUUAGGCGCAUACCCAUUAAGUGGGAACCAUGACAUAUAAUGCAUGCCAAAGCUUACCACUUAGACAGAAAUUAAGUUGAGGGCAAGAAACUAAAAGUUUGCAAUGGUCUGCGGAGUAGAAGGAGGCGAAGUAUUCCUAUGUAGAUCCAAUACUAUUAUGUAAAUUGCUUGCUUUUCCACGUGAAGCGAUCUAUUCUAACUGUGUAAUUUAAAUGAGUAGUACAUUAUUUAUUAAGUGUGUGCGACAAUAAAAGUAAUUAAUUUAUUCAACAUGAAAUAAAAUGGAUUUUAAACUAUUUGAA
This is a messenger RNA of Drosophila yakuba, 6161 nucleotides long. It is a transcript of the gene ush, whose product is annotated as zinc finger protein ush. The coding region runs from base 1933 to 5544 and encodes 1203 amino acids. The record is from RefSeq and is a predicted model, not a curated record. Gene Ontology annotation, cellular component: nucleus. Gene Ontology annotation, biological process: positive regulation of transcription by RNA polymerase II; negative regulation of transcription by RNA polymerase II; heart development. Gene Ontology annotation, molecular function: RNA polymerase II-specific DNA-binding transcription factor binding. Lineage: Eukaryota; Metazoa; Arthropoda; Insecta; Diptera; Drosophilidae. The transcript is spliced from 9 exons.